AUAUUUAGGGUAGCGGUGCACGGGUUACUUUUUCGGUCUAAAAUUUGAGCGAAAUUUAUUUUUUUUGGGCCAGCCAAUUUUUUACAAUUACUUUUUUGGGUUUAUGAAAUGCCGAAUUAUUUCUUUGGGCCUUGAAUGUGACAACAGUGGAGCCAACACACAGGGCCGACCACGACGCUGCUCAGGCAGCCAUUCGUCCCCAGGGACAAUAAAAAACCAGACAGCUAUGACUACGUACUGAACAAUGAUGCAAAGAUGAUUCUAAUUAUCAUGGGUGUUAGUGGGUCAGGAAAAACAACUAUAGGCACACUUCUUUCAGAGAAGAUGUCUAUUUUGUUUGCUGAUGCUGACGAUUUUCACCCAUCAUCGAACAAAUCAAAAAUGAGUUCUGGUAUACCACUGACUGAUGAGGAUAGGGAACCCUGGUUGGAUAUAUUGAAGGACAUGAUAUCACGCUGGGAUUCAGAAGGCACUGAUGCUAUUUUGGCAUGCUCUGCAUUAAAGAAGUCUUACAGGAACCAUUUGCUAUCAGGAUUGAACCAACUAACUGCACAUCAUUCACAAAACGAUGUAUUAAGAACAGGAAUAUUUGUUUUUCUAAAAGGCUCUUUGGAGUGCAUUCAUAGACGCAUGUCCCAAAGAAAAGACCACUUUAUGCCUCAAGCAUUGUUACAAUCACAGUUCAAGGACUUAGAAGAGCCUGAUCCAGAAAAAGAAAACGUUAUCACUGUAAAUGUUAGUUCUAGUACUGAUGAAAUUGUUAAAUGUAUAGAAUUGAAAUUGCAGAGUUUUGUUAAAUUUUGAUAAUACGUUAUAAGGAGAGAUCUUAGAUAUCUUCCCACUCCUUUUAGAGUUUCAGACCCUUGUUUCAUACUCCUUAAAUACUUAGUAAGUUGAUAUUUUUUGUCUCUAACAAACUCUUUAUCAAAUAUAGAAACAUCCAUUGCAUCGGGGCAAUGAUUUUCUGACUUUGUAAACUGCUUGAUAACACAAAAAUUUGUUGGGUUGUAGCCUCUACCCACUUUUUUCAAAAUAUGUGAAAAUCCUUGGACCUACUUUUCUAAGGUUAUAAUUGAAUCAAAGAAUUAAUGCCAUGUCCAUGUAUAUGCUAAGGAGAUUUAUCGUGUAAAAUUUAUGAUCCAAAGGUCGACCAUACAACCUUCUUAUAUCUACGACCGACCAUACAAGUUUUCUUAUAUCAAAUGUUUGUUUACAAUCGUCUUAGAUGUAUGCCCAUAAAAAGAAUCUAACUUAAAAUCGUACAAAUCAUCUCUUUUAUAACAUUUGCAAAGAGUGUUGGAAAAAAAGCAAUAGCAAGAAAUAAUGUUAUUUAAUAAGUGUAAUCUUAGGCCUUUCUUUCAAGCAUAUAUUUGAAACCAAAGAUAAAUGUUUGUAUAUACGUUGUGUAUAAGAAGUAUAUAAAUUAUUAACGAAUAGUUUUGUAUUUUGUCUUCCUUUUUGGUAUACGAUCUCUAAUUACACCCCUGUUGAUGCAACCAAUUUAACUGUUCUCCAUUGUAUUGUUUCAGUAUUCAAUCUAUCUUAAAUUUUCAUAAUUCUCAAAAUUUCUAGCCAUUACGUCUUUCAAAUCUUGAUAUUAGCAGAUAGACUUAUUUUCGCUAAAAAUCUUGUAAUUCAGCUACCAUUUAAAGGAAUGUUUCUUGUUUCAAUAAAAGAAUAUUUUAUCUUCUUAUUAAUAUUUAAUCCUCUGGAUUUCUCUUACUUCCUAUAUGGUUCUUUUCAUGUUUUUAUAUAAUAAUUUUAUCAACGACAUCGUGAAGAUUGGACUUUAACAUGUUGUUAUCC
Messenger RNA from Rhopilema esculentum, 1806 nucleotides. Its product is annotated as gluconokinase. NCBI's taxonomy places the organism in Eukaryota, Metazoa, Cnidaria, Scyphozoa, Rhizostomeae, Rhizostomatidae. Gene Ontology annotation, cellular component: cytoplasm. Gene Ontology annotation, molecular function: gluconokinase activity. The record is from RefSeq and is a predicted model, not a curated record.